UACGUAUAUCUAUUCUAUGGUUGACACGAGGUCGCUUUGUAAAAGAAGAGGUUAUCCUUAAAUAAGAAUCGUUAUGCGUAAUUUUCGGAAAUUGUCUCAAUUGAAAGAACGAAGAGAACGAACGUUAAAUGUACGUCUUCCCCACGUAAUAAAGGAUAAAAAAGAUGUUGAAUGCUUAUUUGUGGGUAAUUUUCACGUAAAAUUACCACGACAAUCUAGUAGAUCAUGUCACGUAGUCUUUCCUACCGUGGAGGAAAAAAACAAGAACUAUAAACUCGCAAGAGGUAAAACGGCUGUAGGCAACAAUAGCAAACGAGUUGUUAUUCAACCGCUCUCUGAUUUGGCAUUUAGAACAGAAACCAAGAAGAUAAAGAAAAAGAUUUUUAUACCCGAGAUCAAACCAGAUAUCCAAGUGACACAAACGGUAUUUGUCUCAAAUAUAGUAAAUGGUACGAAAUCACAUGAAAUAAGAAGUGCCCUUCCUGGGUGUGCUCGCGUUACUUUAUUACCAUCUUACAACAAGGACUUUAGAAUGUUGAUGCCAAAGAAGAAUCGUGUGGCUAUUUACGAGUACCUUUUCAAGGAGGGAGUCAUGGUAGCAAAGAAGGAUUAUCAUGCAUCGAAACAUCCAGAACUAGAAAAUAUUCCCAAUCUUCAAGUCAUCAAGGCUAUGCAGUCGCUGAAGUCUAGAGGAUAUGUAAAGGAACAAUUUGCAUGGAGACAUUUCUAUUGGUACCUUACAAACGAUGGUAUUGAAUACCUGCGUGGAUACUUACAUCUGCCACCUGAAAUCGUGCCCUCCACCCUUAAGAAACAACCGAGAUCCGAGACUACGAGACCGAGACCCGCCGCAACUAGAAGCGAAGGCUCGAGACCAACGGAAGAUCGUGCGGGAUAUAGACGAGGACCGGGCGGUCCUCCAGGUGCUGGUGACAAGAAGGCCGAUGUUGGUGCCGGUACGGGCGAUCUCGAGUUCCGCGGUGGCUUUGGUCGUGGAAAAGCCCUUCAAUAAUUUUUUUUUCUCAAAUAAAAUUAUGAAAUAAAUGUGUUCUGAGAAACAAGA
This is a messenger RNA of Temnothorax curvispinosus, 1063 nucleotides long. It is a transcript of the gene RpS10b, whose product is annotated as 40S ribosomal protein S10. The transcript has 5 exons. Gene Ontology annotation, cellular component: cytosolic small ribosomal subunit. Gene Ontology annotation, molecular function: RNA binding; structural constituent of ribosome. The record is from RefSeq and is a predicted model, not a curated record. NCBI's taxonomy places the organism in Eukaryota, Metazoa, Arthropoda, Insecta, Hymenoptera, Formicidae. Bases 74 to 1012 code for a protein of 312 amino acids.